Ochotona princeps (American pika) is the source of this 2554-nucleotide messenger RNA. It is a transcript of the gene PPP2R1B, whose product is annotated as protein phosphatase 2 scaffold subunit Abeta. The transcript has 15 exons. Gene Ontology annotation, biological process: protein dephosphorylation. Gene Ontology annotation, cellular component: protein phosphatase type 2A complex; cytoplasm. NCBI's taxonomy places the organism in Eukaryota, Metazoa, Chordata, Mammalia, Lagomorpha, Ochotonidae. Gene Ontology annotation, molecular function: protein phosphatase regulator activity; protein binding. The coding region runs from base 43 to 1848 and encodes 601 amino acids. The record is from RefSeq and is a predicted model, not a curated record.
CGGGGCUUGGCAGCCGCGGCGACCAUCCGGAGGAGAAAGAACAUGGCGGGUACGGCAGGACCCGGCACCGGCCUGGGGGCAGCGGGCGGAGAUGGAGACGAUUCGCUCUAUCCCAUCGCGGUUUUAAUCGAUGAACUCCGCAAUGAGGACGUGCAGCUCCGACUCAACAGUAUUAAGAAGUUAUCAACAAUUGCUCUAGCACUUGGAGUAGAGAGGACAAGAACUGAACUGCUGCCAUUCCUUACAGAUACAAUUUAUGAUGAAGAUGAGGUGCUGUUAGCUCUGGCUGAGCAGCUGGGAAAUUUCACCGGCCUAGUGGGGGGACCUGACUUUGCCCACUGUCUGCUGCCUCCCUUGGAAAGUCUGGCAACUGUGGAAGAGACUGUUGUUCGCGACAAGGCGGUGGAGUCCCUGAGGCAGAUCUCCCAGGAGCACACCCCACUUGCUCUGGAAGCUCAUUUUGUCCCACUGGUGAAACGCCUAGCAAGUGGGGACUGGUUCACCUCUCGCACAUCUGCAUGUGGUCUGUUCAGCGUUUGCUAUCCCAGGGCUUCACAUGCUAUCAAGGCUGAGAUUAGACAGCAUUUCCGUUCCUUGUGCUCAGAUGAUACCCCUAUGGUACGGCGUGCCGCUGCCUCCAAAUUGGGGGAAUUUGCGAAAGUUUUGGAAUUAGACAGUGUGAAAAGUGAAAUUGUUCCAUUGUUCACUACUCUGGCUUCAGAUGAACAGGAUUCAGUGCGCCUCCUAGCUGUGGAAGCUUGUGUCAGUAUAGCCCAGUUACUGUCUCAGGAUGACCUGGAAUCCAUGGUGAUGCCUACACUUCGACAAGCAGCGGAAGAUAAAUCUUGGCGUGUUCGUUACAUGGUAGCUGACAAAUUUUCAGAGCUGCAGAGAGCUGUGGGUCCUAACAUCACCCUGCACGACCUCAUCCCCGCCUUUCAGAACCUAGUUAAAGAUUGUGAAGCCGAAGUCCGAGCAGCUGCUGCCCACAAAGUAAAAGAACUUUGUGAGAACUUGCCCAUUGAAGGUAGAGAGACCAUAAUUAUGAAUCAAAUCCUGCCCUAUAUAAAGGAAUUAGUAUCUGAUACCAAUCAGCAUGUCAAAUCAGCUCUAGCUUCAGUAAUUAUGGGAUUGUCUACAAUUUUGGGCAAAGAAAAUACCAUUGAACAUCUUCUACCUCUUUUUUUAGCUCAGUUAAAGGAUGAGUGUCCUGAAGUUCGUUUGAAUAUUAUCUCCAAUUUGGAUUGUGUAAAUGAGGUGAUUGGAAUCCGUCAGCUUUCACAGUCUCUCCUUCCAGCCAUAGUGGAACUGGCUGAAGAUGCUAAGUGGAGGGUCCGAUUGGCCAUCAUUGAGUAUAUGCCACUGUUGGCUGGUCAGCUGGGUGUGGAAUUCUUUGAUGAAAAGCUGAAUUCUUUGUGUAUGGCCUGGCUUGUGGACCAUGUAUAUGCCAUCCGGGAAGCUGCCACCAACAACCUCAUGAAGCUUGUUCAGAAGUUUGGCACAGAGUGGGCCCAAAAUACCAUUGUUCCCAAAGUGUUAGUAAUGGCAAAUGAUCCGAACUACUUGCAUAGGAUGACGACACUGUUCUGCAUUAAUGCACUGUCUGAAGCCUGUGGUCAGGAAAUAACUACUAAGCAAAUGUUGCCCAUUGUAUUAAAAAUGGCAGGAGACCAAGUAGCAAAUGUCCGUUUCAAUGUGGCCAAAUCUCUACAAAAAAUUGGACCAAUUCUAGAUACCGAUGCUUUGCAGGGGGAGGUUAAGCCAGUACUGCAGAAGUUAGGUCAAGAUGAAGACAUGGAUGUCAAGUACUUUGCACAGGAAGCUAUCAGUGUUCUUGCGUUGGCAUAAUGAGGAACAGCAGGGAAAAGCCUUUAUUCAAUUUUUACCACAGAUUAUUAGUCAAUAUGUUCUUAAACUGGGUGGAGAAAAAAGGAAAACCUUGAAGAUCUCAUCCAAGCAAAUGGCAGCAACUUGGACGAAAUUCAGUGACUUGAUUCUUUCUAAAGAUGAAGUGGGAUUGUUUUUUCCUCCUCUUGCUUGUGGGGAUCCAUGUUUAAGCUGUGCUUCUAGACCAAUUCCUGACACUCAGCGCCAUCGUCUCUGUUGUCUCCUGAGCAUCUGGGAUCCUGCGUCCUCAGUGUGUGAUCAGGCCCUGCACGCCGGGUAAUCCAGGGCCCGGAUACCUUAGGGCUGGUCAUGGAGUGCAGUGAUUUUCUUGAUGUUUACAUUUAUCUGUGUGUGAAUCUGUCAUACCAAAGUUAAACACACAUGGUUUAGAAUAACUUAGUGAACUGUGUUUGGGAGACAUAUUGAGAGCUGACUGGAGAGAAAGCCUAGUUUUCCUGGAUUAUGUUGGUCUGGUUCUGUUACCUACGUGAAAGGGGAAUGCGGACGCUCAGGGUGGGGAUACUGCUGGUUUUGUCUUUUAUUUGCUCAGUUUUGACUGUAAUCAUGUCAUUAAGAUGCCUCAAAUAUGGAUAUAUCUUUUUGCUAAAGCGUGAUGUUGAAACCUAAGUGAGUUUUAAGGGUUCGCCACUGACUGCAUUCAAACAUC